Molecule: messenger RNA, 588 nt
Organism: Cantharellus anzutake
Lineage: Eukaryota; Fungi; Basidiomycota; Agaricomycetes; Cantharellales; Hydnaceae
Exons: 2
Coding region: 1-588 (195 amino acids)
Source: RefSeq, a predicted model, not a curated record
AUGGCUGAGAAGUUGCAUUCAGAGGGGAAAUCCUGUUCCUCCAACAUCUAUGUCAGCUCACUCAACAAUCACCACUUCAUGCUAGAUUUGCCAUAUGUAGAUGUGACAUUUAUGUGUGAUCACAUUGAUAUCAUGGCUCUCAUGGACAUUGCACUUCUGAAGGCUAACAAAACCAAUCACCUUCACUCAUUCCUCCAGUACAAGAAAUAUCCUCCUCUUGUUCCCCACUCACCACAACAGCACCCUCCCCCCAAUCAAAGGGAUCACAUUUGUCCUAUGGAGGGUAUCAUGUUUACAGCCACUUGGCUGCAGUCUAUGUGCCCAUUCUUCCAGCCUUGGGGCUUGUCAAAAUUCUCAGUGCCUAUGUGGCCAACGUCGGGCCCUAUGGAUUUCAUGAUUCUUCAUGUUGCAUGUUGGGCUCAUGAUGAGAUGAUGAGGAAUGGCGAAACACCAUCUAUCACCCACUUGAGUGCUGAGAUGCUUCAAUACCACCCUAAGGGUAGCAACUGGCAAAUCAUGCUUGAACUGGAUCUUGAUCAGCCUUGCUACAUGAAGCAUGUUGCCGAGCCAUGGACACAUCUUAUCUGA